Messenger RNA from Cylindrotheca closterium, 681 nucleotides. The record is from the annotation of a GenBank genome assembly. Lineage: Eukaryota; Bacillariophyta; Bacillariophyceae; Bacillariales; Bacillariaceae.
AUGAAACUUUCCACUACCUCUCUUCUUAGUUUCGCGCUUCUCGUUGGAACCAAUGAAGCCUUUGCUCCGUCUUGUUCUGCCUUUGCCGGCGGUCCUUUCGCAACGACAGCCCAAAGCAAGACAUCAAUAUUCGAAUCUGACUCGGAAGGCGAUGCUCUUCUACCUACCAAAGAGGAAGCUCCACCAUUUUAUGAAAAGUACGUAGAAGCCGCCAAAUUUCGAUACGGUCUCUUCCAAAAGGCUCAAGGAGAAGGCUAUGAUUUCAAACAGGCGACCGCUUGUGCCUUGGCCGGAGACUACGACCAAGCUGCGGUCAAAGCCAAAGUCGAGGAGCUGAUUCAGUCAGCACCCUGUGUCAUGUUCACUUGGGAAUCCUCUCCAUCCUGCAAAAAAGCCAUCGAGGCAUUUGACAAGGUCGGAGGUGUCAAUGUCAAGAUUGUGCGCAUGGACGACCCAUGGGAUGAAGGCAACCCCAUGCGUGCUGAGAUUGGAAAAAUGGUCGGUAAGAGCAGUGUUCCAAUGAUCUUUGUUGGAGGUGAGUAUGUUGGUGGAUAUGACGCUGGAGUCUCAGAUGAUGCACCUGGAAUUCUUGACAUGGCGUUCAAGGGAACCUUGCGACCGAAGCUCGAGGCAGCUGGUGCCAUGGAAGCUGUCAAGGAACCUGUGGCAGUAGAAGCAUAA